GCGGGCGCUCAGGGGGCGGCCGCAAGUCGUGCCUGAGUUGGAGGGGGUAGGGCGCUGUGGGCGGUGCCCCGCCCCCUCCUGUCACUCGCGAGGCGGCCUCAAAGCCCCCCUGCCAUCUGCGCGACUGGGACAAUCUCGGCGCGCAGGAAUUGGGCACCUGCUGUUUGCCAGGAGUCUGGCCGAGCGCGGGACCGCUGCGAUUCCCUAGGAGGGAGAAUGUACUUUUCCUCGCUUCGAAUGUGAAGAAACAGACUUGGGGAGACUCCGCGGCUUCUCCCAAGUCACAAUACUAAUAAGUGGUUGACCGAGGAGCACACCCAGGGAUGCCUGACCCGAACACGCCAGCGUGCUCUGCACAGUCACGCCCUCGUCUCCUCCAGCUCUGCAGAUUCAAGCCUGGUCUUUUCUCCUGAAGAUGCAUGCCACGGACCCAGUCAUGGCCACCAGGACCCGAACCGCUAAGGACCAGGAAUCAGUGACCUUCAAGGAUGUGGCCGUGGACUUCACCGUGGAGGAGUGGGGCUGGCUGGGGCCUGGCCAGAGGGAGCUGUAUUGGGACGUCAUGCUGGAGAACUACCAGAACCUUCUCUCACUGGGGGCAGGGCUUCCUGGUUCUAAACCCGACGUGAUCUCCCGUCUGGAGAGAGGUGAAGAGCCCAGGAUAGAGAAGAGAGAAGCCCAGAGAGUUACCUGUCCAGAGUUGGAGACAAGCUCAGCAACUAGUCAGGAGACACUGCCAAAAAUGGUUAUUUCUGAAGAGACAGCUUCCCCAAUGGGAAAGAUGGAGGGAAUUUUAAGGACAGUGCUUGGAGAUACCAAGAUGGGGGAAUUGCAGACAUGUGGCCAUCCGUUGGAGGAACUGGGAAAGCAGGAGAGACAUUUGAGGUGUUUUUUUGCUUCUCCUAAGAAAAACACCUGUGGGGAGAGAGGCCUUGGCUGUAAUGAGCUUGGAAAAAGCUUCAGGCGGUCCUCAGCCUUCAUCAGGAAGCACAGAGUACCUGGGGGAGAGAGGCCUCGGAAGUGGAAUGGGCCAAGAAAGAGCUUGAAACACCAAAGGACUUCCAUAGAAAACAAACCAUUUAACUGCAUGGAAUGUGGGAAAGCUUUUAUUUACCAUUCGGACUAUAUCCUGCACCAGAGAAUUCACACUGGAGAGAAACCCUACAAGUGUAAGGAUUGCGGCAAGGCAUUCAGCAACAGCUCAUAUUUCAUUCAGCACCACAUCAUUCACACAGGAGAGAAGCCCUAUGCAUGCAAUGAAUGUGGCAAGACCUUUACUCAGAGCUCAUCGCUGACCGAGCAUCAGAGGAUCCACACUGGAGAGAAACCAUACCAAUGCAAGGAAUGUGGGAAGGCCUUCACCCAGAGCUCCUCCCUCAUUAAACACCAGCGAUGCCAUACCGGGGAGAAACCCUAUAAAUGCAACCAGUGUGGGAAGUUUUAUUCACAGGUGUCCCACCUUACCCGGCACCAAAAAAUCCACACGGGGGAGAAACCCUACAAAUGCAGUGAGUGUGGCAAAGCUUUCUGUCACACUUCCUCCCUGACCCAGCACCAGACGAUCCACACUGGAGAGAAACCGUACAAAUGUAACGAGUGUGGGAAAACCUUCAGCCACAGCUCAUCCCUGACCCAGCAUCAGCGGGUGCACACAGGAGAAAAACCCUACGAGUGCUCUGCCUGUGGCAAGGCCUUCAGCCACAGUUCUUCCCUGACUCAGCAUCAGAGGAUUCAUACUGGAGAGAAGCCCUAUGAGUGUAACGAGUGCGGGAAGGCUUAUACUCAGAUUUCCCACCUCAUGAGGCACCAGAGCAUUCACAUGGGGGAAAAGCCCUAUAUAUGUAACGAGUGUGGCAAGGCUUUCAGUCACACCUCAUCCUUUACUCAACACCAAACAAUUCACACCGGCGAGAAGCCCUACAAAUGUAAUGAAUGUGGGAAAACCUUCAGCCAGAACUCUUCCCUGACACGCCACCAGAGGAUUCACACUGGGGAGAAACCCUAUGAGUGUAACGUUUGCAGGAAGGCCUAUACCCAGAUUUCCCACCUCAUUCAACACCAGAGGAUUCACACUGGAGAGAAACCUUACGAGUGCAGUGAGUGUGGGAAAGCUUUCAGCCGGAGCACCCACCUUAUCGAACAUCAGAAAAUCCACACAGGCGAGAAGCCCUAUAAGUGUAAGGAGUGUGGAAAAACAUUCAGUCAUAACUCAUCCCUCACUCAGCACCGGAGGAUUCACACUGGUGAGAAACCCUACGCCUGUAAGGAAUGCGGAAAAGCCUUCAACCAGAGCAUCCACCUUAUUCAGCAUCAGAGAAUUCAUACUGGAGAGAAGCCCUACAAAUGUAACAAGUGUGGGAAAACCUAUACCCAGAUCUCACACCUCAUUCAACACCAGAAAGUUCACACCGGGGGCAGACACUAUGCAUAUAAAGAAUGUGGAGAGGAUUUCAGCUGGAGUUCACACCUGACUCAACACCAGAGACUUCACACCAUACACAACACCUACGUCUGUGAUGAUUUUGAGAAAGCCUUUGCUUGGAACACACAGCUUGCUGAUCAUCAGAGAACUCAUGCUGACUAGAAAGUCUGACAAUGUGACACAUUGGUAGUUCUGCUAUUGGGUUCGGUUCAGCCGUUCCUAGAAGGAGGAUGGUACAGCUUAUCACCAGCUGGGACAACUUCUGAUCAUUUUAGUAGCUUUCCCCUAAAAUCUCAACUUCCCCCCUAUUUUUCAACACUACAGUGUCCCCAGGUGGUGAUCUAAAUGGGAUGCAACUAUAUCUGGGAUCUUUAGUAAGAUCUCUCUGAGCUUUAUAAGUGUAUUGAUUAUUCUUUAAUUUGGAGCCUGAAAAUUCAAGAAAAAAGAAAUAACUGUAAAGAUUAAUGCUUUAGAGUAAAAGUCUCAAAUAUAUGUAGCUGAACAUAAGUGCUAGAUGAUUUUAGUUUCCUUUUAAAACUUUAAGAUACAAAUUUCACCUAAAAAUCUGCAGUUGGCUUAAACACUGAAUACGUUUCACAUGUUUACAGCUAUUUUUUAUGUCCUAUUUUUUCUAUUUUCCAUUUCCAGGAUAUAUACUUUACAAAGCAAUUGCCCUCUUAAGCACCAUUUUUUAUUUUUGCCCAAAGGGAAGUUUUUCUUUCCUCAUAUUUUUUAAACAUAGUAUUUUUCUAAUAUAAAAAUAAUAUGCAUACUUUUAUAACAGCAACAUUUUUAAGUAAAAUCACAUAUGCUUAUUGUAAAGGAUAAUUUGGAAAGUGUAAAGAAUUAUGAACUAAAAUACAAGUUCCCCAUAAUCCCACAGCCCAGAGACACCUACUAAUCAUUUUCUUUUCUUUUUGGUUUUGUUUUACUCUGUAUUCCAUAUCUAUAUUUUUAAACUUUGAAAAAUCUGGAUCAAAAAACAAAAGCCAUAUACCCACCUCCAACUUGGCCACCCUCUGAAAUCAUGUUGUUUUGAUUUUUUUUCUUAUUUCCUUCCAAAUAUCAUUUUAAAAUAAAUGUUAUUUUAUUUAACUGUAAUCAGAGUGUAGUAACAAUUUUGACUUCCCUGUUUUGUCCUCAUUUUACCAUGAAAUUUGUCCUUUUUCACCACCUACACUUUGUACUCAUCAUUAUUAGGGCUAAUCAUAUUUCAUUGAUGGGUGUAGAAUAAUUUACAAAUCUAUUGCCCAUUUUGGCUUUGUUCUAAGUCCCUGAUUGACACAGGUUGUUCACCAAGUUUCUCAAUUAUGAGUAAUGUUGUAAUGAGCAUUUCCACACUUCCUCUGGCCUUUUGGGUGGAUUAUUACUCUAAGUAAAUUCCUACAGGGGAAAUAACAGAAUUGAGUCUCUAACCAUUUUCCUGAUUCCUGAAACAUGCUUCAGAUUGCUUUCCAAAGAGGCUGAACGUAAUCCACCUUGCACAAGGAGGUGUGUGGAUCACAGUUUUACUACAUUUUUACCAGCACUGAACAUCAAUCAUGAAAUUUUUUCCCCAUGUCAAACAUUAAAUGGCUAGUGCUUUCAGUAACUUACUGUGUGCCAAGUUCUGUUCUAAGCCCUUAGUAUGUAUGAACACCUUUCAUUCUUCCAUCAUCCCUACAUGUUCAGGGCUAUAUUGUCCCAUUUCACAGAUGAGGACACUGAGGCACAGAGAGAUUAAAGUGGCCAAAGUCUCACAGCUGAUGUCAUGGUAUUUGGAUUUAAGCCCAAGUAAUGAGUCUCCAGAAGCUAUGCUCUGAACUUCUAUAGGGUUUAUCCAUGUUGCACAUAUAACAUUUCCUUCUUAAAAUAAUGUUUAUUAUCAUAAAAACCAGUACAUACUUCUUAUAGAAAAUUUAGAAGACCCAAGAAAUCCAGAAGAUUUCAUCCAAAGUUCAAUGCUACCCAGAGGUAAGUUAACGUUUCAAUACACUUUUACUAUGUUUAAAACUUAAUAUAUAAUAUAUACACUUUAAUAAAUCUGGAGCACACUGAAUAUACAGUUGAGUGUACUUCUAUGUUUACUUAACUUUUAUAUCAUGAGAACUUAUCAUUAAAUAUCAUGAUUUACCCAUAUAAUUAAAUAUCUACAUCAUUAAGUAACCUCUAACAACUAGAUGUUUUGGGGCUUUGUAUAGUUUAUGUUUAUUCAACCAAUGUAUUAGCCAGUCUCUUGUUGGACAUUUUGGUUUUCAGUGUUUUUUUUUUUUAAAGAUUUUAUUGGGGGAAGGGGAACAGGACUUUAUUGGAGAACUGUGUGUACUUCCAGGACUUUUUUCCAAG
This is a messenger RNA of Rhinolophus ferrumequinum (greater horseshoe bat), 4747 nucleotides long. Its product is annotated as zinc finger protein 883. The transcript is spliced from 5 exons. The record is from RefSeq and is a predicted model, not a curated record. NCBI's taxonomy places the organism in Eukaryota, Metazoa, Chordata, Mammalia, Chiroptera, Rhinolophidae. Gene Ontology annotation, molecular function: RNA polymerase II cis-regulatory region sequence-specific DNA binding; DNA-binding transcription factor activity, RNA polymerase II-specific. Gene Ontology annotation, biological process: regulation of DNA-templated transcription. Bases 416 to 2584 code for a protein of 722 amino acids.